AUGGACCUGGCUAUUCCACCAUUUCAGCUUAAUUUUCAAACCCAAAGCUCUGAAGAUGUCAGUCUAGAAACAUUAAGAAAUGCAUAUCCUCACUAUUCCGGUGAUAUAGCCGAAUUUACUGCAAAAUGUGAUACAGUUCAUGUAACACGACCCAUCAUGCAUUCAAAUCAUAUUCAAAUGAUACCAGCCGAAGCAGAAAAUCCACUCUGA
Didymodactylos carnosus is the source of this 210-nucleotide messenger RNA. NCBI's taxonomy places the organism in Eukaryota, Metazoa, Rotifera, Eurotatoria, Philodinida, Philodinidae. The record is from the annotation of a GenBank genome assembly.